AUGAUACUGAUGAUGGCAAUUGGUUCUCAGUGGCCGGAAUCAGGAAUUUUUCUCUCCAAAUUAUAUUUUUCUCAAGUUUGUCUUGGAGCGUGUUUUCUUCUCUGUGGAUUGCGCACGACAACGGAAGAGCUUCUUGUAGCCGUCAAGUCGUACAAAGCUAUCAUCUGGGGAAUUCUUACCAUACUCUUAGUGGUCCCUAUCACAGGAACGCAAAUCACAAAAACCAUACAGUUUGCGACAAUGAGAGAGGAUAACAUGACCACCUCCCAGUCUACAGUUGUUGGAAAUGUCACUGCAAUUGGUCCCACUGAAUUUGCUUUUGCGCUCCAAGUUUUCUUCACCGUGCCAGCAAGUAUGUCUGGCGGUGCCAUUCUUUCCUUGCUAGCUGGAGGUAACUUUUCCCUUGCGAUCUUACUUAUGGCAAUAACAAACCUUGCUGGAGUGUUUAGUGUGGCGCCUAUGCUAGUCUGGAUGACUGAUCUCAGCAGUGGAGUAAAUGUGACCAGAUUUGGAAAUAUCAUGAUUGUAUUUACACUGGUAACUGUGCUACCGACUAUUAUCGGUAAGUUGCUGAGAAUUUUCAAUGCUGUUGCCGAAAAAAUCGACUCGUGUAACAGAGGAAUCCACUACACUGUUAUAACUCUAUUCCUUCUCUCCACGUGGCCUGAAGUGAGCAGGGCGCAAGUGCAAGAGAAGUUUAACAAUAUCGUGUCCAUGAACGUUCUCAUUAUUGUUGGCUACUCCUCUAUCAUGCAUAUCAUGUUUCUGCUGCUCAACUGGAUCGCGGGCGGUUUUCUUAACCUUGCUCUGCCAGUUAAGAAGACAGUUGUGAUCCUUGGAAGCCAUAAGGCAUUGUCGUUUGCUCUUAAGGUGCUCAAGUUCCUCUCGACCAAUGUUGGCUCAAGGAGACUGAUGUCAAUCGUUUGUAUAAUAUCGUAUUUGACGCUUCUCGUCCUUGACUCAAUCAUCGUUUGUAAAUGGGCCACAAUUACUGAAGACGAGAAAGACAAGGAAAAAUCUACGGCAACAUAUGGUACGAUACCGCAAGAGAGCGACUGAGGACUGUGAUUAAAAAAUUCAUUUUUGUCCUGGUUUUGCAAACCGCGCCUAAUUUUUUUAUACAUUUGGGAACCACAAAAACAUUCUUGUGAUAAUCGACACAAAUCGAUGAAAUCGUAAAUGAAAAAGAAAAACGAAAAUGUAGCGAUAAUUUUAAGAGACACUGACGACAUAAAUUGCUCGUAAAAUAACCCGAAACUGAGUGAAAUAAUCACCCAAUCUAAUGAUCUACCGAAAACGACGGAAUUUCUCGAGUACAUGCGCGCAAUGCAUUCCGGUUGACUAGGAUCCUUGAAAGGUUGUCUAACAAUCAUUUGAAAUCACUAACUCUCAAAUUGUUUGAUAAUCAUGGCGUAACUUUGUUUUUACCUUUCUCGUGCCCAGUCUUAAUCAGUGGUGAGCUAUGGACUCCGCCCCACACUAUAGCUCGAGGAGGUAAAUGUCCCCGUUACGUAACAAGAUUGCGGUCUUUCGCCUUACUUUCUUACGGACCCAGUUAUGAAAUAUACUCAGCUUUUUCGGAUCCCGACUUAAAGUUUUAAGUAUUUCAGAAGACCGUACUCUUAACCUUGAGGUUUGGGAAGCUUCUCUUUCUCCAAUAUUUUGGUGGGUGCACAUGCAUACCUCUUAGGAGGCUCUUGACGGACAUAUGAUUUGGGUAAAUAUUUACGUUUUGCUCACGGGGCUUGAUUUUCAAAUCCGGGAUAAUUUAUUCUGCUUAGGAAAAUCAGUGAAAUAAAGUAAGGUUAAAUAUA
Stylophora pistillata is the source of this 1814-nucleotide messenger RNA. RefSeq lists its product as uncharacterized. The record is from RefSeq and is a predicted model, not a curated record. Lineage: Eukaryota; Metazoa; Cnidaria; Anthozoa; Scleractinia; Pocilloporidae.